Astyanax mexicanus (Mexican tetra) is the source of this 6006-nucleotide messenger RNA. RefSeq names its product sperm associated antigen 5 (gene spag5). The transcript is spliced from 28 exons. The coding region runs from base 152 to 5917 and encodes 1921 amino acids. Gene Ontology annotation, biological process: regulation of attachment of spindle microtubules to kinetochore; cell division. The record is from RefSeq and is a predicted model, not a curated record. Lineage: Eukaryota; Metazoa; Chordata; Actinopteri; Characiformes; Acestrorhamphidae.
GAGAGCAGCCGGAGUUUGAACAGCGGUGGCGGCGGUUGGAGCAGCGAUGCUAAAAACAGUGUAAAAUAACCGGAUUAAAGUGGGAAUUAAACCGGAAUUAAAGCGUUAAAAACACCGGGGAUAGAAGAAGAUUUCUCUUUAACCAGGAGCCAUGUCGACUCCCAGAGGACAGCAGUCUCUGAUGAGGUUGGAGAGAACUCCACUGCGGGAGCUACAGAACGAAAAUCAGCAGCAGCAGAAAAUACAGAGCGUUAAAACUCUGAUUCAGCAGGAGAAGAACACAGAUCAGACUGAGAAUAAAUCUGAGAACCUGAACCCUACUUGUGGAUCAAUCAGAAGAGAUGAGCCCACAGAUACCGCCGUGAUUAACUUGGAUGGAAGCGUUACGUUCAGAUCGUUGGUGUGUACGGGAGGAGAGGUGGAGCUUUCUGAAGGAUCUGAAAUGUCGGAUGUCUCUGCUCUUAUUGGAGCUCUAUCACUGGAGGACGAUUCGGGUCCUGAAAGUCUCAAUAACACGACUGUAACGUAUGGAGAAGAUCAAGAGACCAUGAUGACCAGCGGCCAACAUGCUGACCACCCGUACUGCCAGUACAAAUAUGUGGAAAAUGUUGAUAUUUCUGCAGUUUUAUCGUCUACAGAACACUCAGACAUUACGUUUAAGUCCUUUACGUGUCCAGGAGGAGAGAUUGAGGUUGAGUUUGAGAAUGGGUCCAUUAUUCAAGAUAUUGGCUCAGUUUUGGUUCUAGAAACACCACUUGGCGAUCCAUCCAAGAGUUUUGGAAAUGAAACUGAACUUUCUGAAGAAUCUACAGAGCUUCCAGUGUCCCCCAGCCGCCAUAUUGAUCAUCUCUACUGUGAUAAUUCAAAGAAAUGUCCAAUUCCCAGAGUUCCUAAUGCUCUUGAGACCAUUGCUAAUGCUAGCCACGUCCAGAACCUCUCCAACAUAGAUGUCUCCACUGUUGGUAACACUACCAAUUUGGAAAACGCUGAUUUUUCAGCAGUUUUGUCGUCUAUAGAACGUGAAGACAUUACAUUCAAGUCCUUUACGUGUCCAGGAGGAGAGAUUGAGGUUGAGGACGAGGUUGAGGAUGGGUCUGUUUUGGUUUUAGAAACACCAAUUGGAGAUCCAUCCCAGAGUUUUGGAAAUGAAACCAAACUUUCUGAAGAAUCUACAGAGCUUCCAGUGUCCCCCAGCCGCCAUAUUGAUCAUCUCUACUGUGAUAAUUCAAAUAAAUCUCCAAUUCCCAGAGUUCCUGAUGCUCCUGAGACCAUUGCUAAUGCUAGACACGUCCAGAACCUCUCCAGAACCGAUAUCUCCGCUGCUUUGGGUCAGUUAGUGGAGGAACAUGGAGACGUUAUGUUAAAGUCGUUAAAUUUUUCAGGAUUGGAGGUUGAGAUUGAGAAUACACUCAGCACGUGCAGCGAGUCUGAAAUAUCAAUGCAAGUAAAGAACUUGGCUGUAGAUGGUCACCCACAGUCCUUCUCCAGUGGUUUUAAUGGAAGUGAAGAAGAAAACGAUGAUGGAGGAAGUUCUAGAGCUUUGUCUCUUGAACAUAAACAUGAAGACCAUCUUUACUGUGGACCCACCAACUCACCAGUCUCAGAACCGACCUCAGAACCAGUCUCUGAGACUCAAGAUCUCUCCAGAUUACAGCAUUGCUCUCCUGUCCAGUUGGAAAGCUCUGAAACUGGUGAAUCUCAGAGUUUAAACCCUGAAUUAGAGGAUUUGUUGGUUCCUGAGGAGAUGAUUGGUUGCACGGAUCUGUCCAACCAGAAGCAGAAUUCAUCCCAGCUUUAUUAUAGUGAGAAUAAGGGUCAGGAUAACCUCAACCAACAAUCAACCUCAACAAAUGAUGAAAACGAAGCCAAGGAAGAUCUGAGAUCUUCGAGUUAUCUCCUUACACACGACUCUGUGGAAGUGCAGUCUGAAAUCUGUCCACUUCCAGCAGAAAACGAAGGAAUUCCAGACUCUCAGUCGCUGGAGAAACUGGGAGAAACUGAGCUGAACGCUCAUGUUAGCAUGUCUAUUGAACAUUUUGUGGUUGAAUCUGGAAGCUCUGAGGUCCAGAACUUGUUGGCCCAAAGUUCUGAGUCAUCGUUCUCUAAACUUAAAGCUGGCACUGAUGCCCAAAGCGAAAACUCUUCUCCACGACACGCUCAAGAGACAUGCGACCAGCAGUCAUCCUCCUCUCCUAGUGAAGAAAACCGUGUGCCGACCCGAAACAACGAAUCGUCUCAACCUCAAACUUCUGUUCCCACGGCUAAUGAAGGUUUUGGGCCAGAAUCUGCAAACACCAGUGCCCAAAAUGAGCCUGCCCAAAACUUUGAAUUAUCUCGUUCCCAAGUUGCUGUUGGAACAGCUACUCAGGAUUUUGGGCCUGAAUUGGGAAGGACCAGUGCCCGAAACACUGAAUCAUCAUCAUCAUCAUCAUCGUACGUGAAUCAUGAGAGUUUUGGGCCUGAAUCUGGAAAUAUUUUGGCCCAAAAUACCAAACUAUCUCAUUCCCAAGCUGAUGUUGCAAUAGCUACAGAGAACUGUGUGCAAGAACCGGCAAAUACCAGUGCGCAAAAUGUUCCGGCCCAAAACUCUGAAUCCUUUAAAGUCCUGAGCACUGAGCUGAGUUUGCAGGUCCCUCAGGCUGCUGUGGAGCUGGAGGCCAGCGGGGUUCGGGACAGUGCUCUGGGUCUGAGUGGAGUCCACUCUGGUUCUGAAGUGCUUAGGGCCGAGAGUGUUCAGGAGUGUCUCUGUGAUGCUGUUCCUCUACACAGUCAGCUGUGGAGCGCUCUGACCCUGCAAGACCCGUCAACUCCCAGAAACAAAGCUCUCAACAGCAGCGCCCUGCAGGGUCCGGACGAGGGGAACAUGGAGAGCCGUCUGUGGCCGGAGCUUCCUGACAGCCCCCUGCCUCCACCCCAGUUUAACUCCACCGCCUUCCCCCUCACCCCCACCCCCAUCCCAAAACCCAACCGCAGAGACGCCAGGGUGCAGGACGGGCUGAAGGGGGCGGGGGUCAGGCAGAAGGAGAAGGUUGCCGCUCUGGAUUUCUCCUCCGUGGGUAAGGGUCCGCUCCAGCAGCAGCUCCAGCAGAUGGCAGAGCUGCUGAUUCUGGCCUCGGGGAAAAUCAUUGCCCCUGCCACCCCCGUGCUGCCAGCCCAGCGCCACGCUGUCGCGGUGGGCACCACUCCUGUGGGGCGGCACAGCGCCGCCGCCUGGACCACGCCCGUACAGCGGGCAGAGCGCAGCGUCAACACCUCGGCUCUGGUGGAGGUGGUGAAGCAGACGGAGGUGUCGGACGCCUCCACCUCUACUGACCCUCUACUGUGGAGUGUGAGCUCCAGCAGUCUGCAGGCUCUCUCCAGGGCGGAGCUGGAGCAGAAGAUGUUCUCCACCCUGAUCAUGGUGGAGGUUCUGUCCCAGCAGCUCUCCUCCACCCAGACCCCAACCUCCGGAACCGGCCCGGCUCCGUCCCAGCUCAGAGACCGACACGCCCAGACCGAACUCACACAGCUCAGCCAGACUGGGCCUUACAGGGAGCUGUAUGUGAGCGCUCUGGAUCGGAUCAGCGCUCUGGAGGAGGAUCAGAACACCCUGCAGAGUUUACACCUCGCCAUCCAGCAGAUGAGGAGCACUAUGACGAGUGUGAAGACGGAUACGGAGGAGGCUCUGAUCAGCCUGAGGCAGGUUGAAGGAAUCGUUACUGAAGAUCAGGAGGUUCUCUACAAGCAGGUGGGUGAGAUGAAGGCUCUGUAUGCCCGCUGUAUGGGCACGGUGAGGAAGAUGGCGGAGAAGUGUCGGGCGUGUCUGCAGGAGAGAGACAGUAUGAGGAGGAGUAUGGAGGAAGCUCUGCAGGAGAGACAAACCGUUCUGAGGGUGUUGGAUCAGCUACGUGUUCAUCACUCUGAGCAGGUCUCUGAUCUCCAGCGUAGCCUUGGAUCCCAGCAGGAGCUGACAGCUGCUCUAACACACACCUACCCACAGCUGGUGGAGCUGAACCGAGCGUAUGUGGAGUCUCUGUCUGCUGCCUCCGUCCUGCUGAGGGAGAAGCUGCAGGAUCAUGAUCAGAUCUCAGCUGAGCUGUGUAAAGCUCAGCUGCUGCUCAGGAAGAGCGGCCCGGUUGUGCAGAGGCUCCAGCAGAGAGCAGCGGCGGCUGUGGAGCAGAGCCGACUGUACCGAGCCGAGAGAGACCGAGCCACCGAGGACCGAGCUCAGAUGGAGGCGGAGCUACAACAGGUCCAUUCCAGCCUGCAGGAAGCUGAUCAGCAGAUCUCAGACCUGAACACUCAGAUCACCAUCAUGAACUCGGAGAUGGCGGUGCUGCGUGAGCAGUUGGGGGAGGUAGAGGAGGAGCGAGUUCAGCUACAGAGGAAGAGCACCGAACUCUCCGCCACCGUCUCCUCCACCCUCGCCUCCUACGCCUUCCUCGAGCAGGCCCUCGCCUCCGAGACCUGCAAACUGCAGCGUUCACUGCACGAUACCCAGGAGGCCACAGAGAGAGCAGACAGUCUGCAGGCGGAGGUGGAGGCGUCGGGGCGGAGGCUGGAGGAGCUGGAGGAAGCUUUAGCUCAGAGAGACGCUCUGCUGACCGAACUCCACACCGAGACCGAGAACCAGCGGCUGCAGCUCCGCCGCCUCACCCAGAUCCAGACCGAGCUCUGCAGCACCCGCGAGAUGAGCGAGUUUCUGCAGGCGGAGAAUGAGCUGACCCGAGAACAGCUGACUGAGAGUGAGGGGCUGCUGCGCUCUCACCUGCAGGGGCUGCGUGAGAGGAACCUGGAGUGUGAGGACCUCAGACUGGCCCUACAGCAGCUACGUGCUGAGAAGAAUGCUUUGCAGGAGGAGUUGGUCAGUACGCAGGAUAAUGCCCGCAGUAUGCUGUUGGAACAGGGGGCACAGCUGGCACAGGCUACACUCGACGUUUCCCUCCUGCAGCACAGACUGCAGUGUCUGAUCAGCAGCACAGUGCCCCCUACUGACAAGAGCUCUGAUCCUCCAGUCCAGGAUGAGCAGCAGCUCCAGGUUUCCCAGAAGCCCCAGAGCUCGUUUGUUGGCUCCAUCAUGAUGGCCCUUUCUGCUGAGCCUGAGAACAACACACCGGCAGUGUGUACAGUAGAGGAGGAUGAGCCAGUGGAGGGAAUCGGCAGUAAAAGCAGUGCCUUCACUCGUUUAUCUACUUCUGCAGCUCAGCAUGAUGAUGAUGUUAUCCGCAGUACGACGCUGGUGGAUUUGUUGGGAAGUCUGGGGGACAGCAUGUCUGAGCUCCAGUCAGCCAUCGAGCAGCAGAAUCAGGACAAAGACUUCCAGUUUAACAGCCUUCAGAGCAACAUUCGUGACCUGCAGGAGACGCUGCAGAACGAGUCUCACAGGAACAAGGUGGCGGAGGCGGAGCUAAAGCAGCAGGUGAUUCACCUGAAGACUCAGGUGGAGAAAGACGCUCAAGUUCUACAUCAGAAAACACAGGAUGAGAAAGCUCUGAGGAAGCUCUGCAGUGAGCUGGAGGAGAACAUGGAGGCAGCGAGUAAAUUCAGAGCAGAGAACAACGAGCUGCGGCGGGAGGGGGCGGAGUUACGGAGAAUGCUGCAGCAGUCCCAGGUGGAGGUGCAGGCUCUAAGGGCUGCGUUAACACGAUCCGGUGACCAAUCAGCAGCCAGCUCAAAGGAACUGGACGACAGAAUCCGUCUACUCAGAGAGGUGGAGAAACUGAAGGCUAAACUCUCAGAGGUGGAAGAAUCGAGAUCAAAACUUCUGGAACGAGCAAAGAGACACCAAAUGGUUCACACCAUGAAUCAGAGUAAACUGGAGCGUGAGCUGCAUCUGCUGGACGAUAUGAUCGAGGCGGUCAGAAAGGCUCUGUCGUCGGUUCCUGAGGUGGUGAGAAACUGUCCAGAGCUCCAGAAGCUGGUGAAAUUCCUGGGAUGAGUUUUUAUAUUUCAGUGAAUCGUCUGUUGUUUAUAUGUAUUUGUUAAAUGUAUGUUUGUUAAAUAAAUAAAAUAUUAAUUCUUUCUGGA